Aegilops tauschii subsp. strangulata is the source of this 2253-nucleotide messenger RNA. Lineage: Eukaryota; Viridiplantae; Streptophyta; Magnoliopsida; Poales; Poaceae. The record is from RefSeq and is a predicted model, not a curated record.
GAAACUUCCUAAACGUGAUGUCCCUUGGCCGGUUGUGCAACAACCAAGAGGUAGAGGUGAUGAUGAUGAUGAUGAGGAUGCAGGUAAGCCUUAUGCAUAUUCUGUCGUUUAGAUGAAUUGUAUUCUUCUCAUAUGAAUCCUAAUGUCUGCGUUACUCAUCCAUGUGCAGAGGGGAAUAGCAGGUUAUGCGUCUCGGUGAGAGACUACUACUGUUACAUGCUCCAGACAUGACCUGGGAUAUUCAAUCCCAUACUCUGUGGAGCACGAUUGCUCCAGCAAUGGGGGGUGGACAUGUACAUCAAGAUUGAGAGUUGUAGGUUGAAAUGGUACAGGAAGAACCAGACAAAGAUCCGUGCCGACCUGUAUAAAGGAGUUGUUGAUGCAAUUACAUCCGGGGAGUCCCGGGCAAGCGCUGUUGGAGUAAGGAUAGUGCUACCUGGAACGUACCCAGGUGGCGACCGCGACAUGAAGCGGAGGCAUAUGGAUGCCAUGGCAAUUGUCCAUACCUACGGGAAGCCUGACAUCUUCUUGACCAUGACCUGCAAUCAUAACUGGGAAGAGAUAACGAAUGAGUUGUUUCCUGGUCAGACAGCGCAAGACCGACCUGAUCUUGUGGCUCGUGUGUUCCAUGGCAAGCUAGAGGCUAUGAAAGAGAUGUUGUUCAAGAAGAAUAUCCUGGGUGUUGUUGUUGCACAUGUAUACGUAGUCGAGUUCCAAAAGAGGGGCCUCCCCCACGCACACUUUUUGUUGAUCAUGGAUUCUGCCUAUAAGCUUGUCGUUCCAGAGCAGUACGACCGACUCAUUUCUGCCGAGCUCCCAGACAAGCAAAAGUAUCCUGAACUCCACGCCUUGGUGGUGAAACAUAUGAUGCAUGGACCAUGCGGUGCUCUCAACCCCAAAAAUGUUUGCAUGCAACAGAACGAGUGCAAGUGCAGAUACCCGCGGUCGUUCAAUGAAAACACGGCACAGGGCAAGGACAAAUACCCUGUUUAUCAUCGUCGAGAUAAUGGUCGGCAGGCUAAGGUCCGGGGUAAAAUGUUGGACAACAGAUGGGUUGUGCCGUAUAACCCUUACCUUCUGCGGAUGUUCAAUUGCCACAUCAACGUUGAGGUUUGCUCCAGCAUAAAGGCCGUCAAAUACCUUUACAAGUACAUAUACAAGGGCCAUGAUAGGGCUUCUUUCAGCAUCGACCAGCCCAACGCUGAUGGUAACAUUGAUGAGAUCAAAAGAUACGUAGACGCGAGGUGGGUUACUCCUCCAGAGGCGAUGUGGAGGAUAUUUGGCUUCCCCUUGUGUGCCAAUGACGCGCCUGUCCUACAGUUGCCUCUUCAUCUCCCGAAUAUGCACAGGGUGGCAUUCAAUGAGCAAGCUCACUUGACCGACGUAGUCGCCUCUGAGAAAGCUUCCAAAUCCAUGUUGGCAGAGUAUUUCAAAGCUAACCAAAACCACCCGUGGGCUAGGAAUAUAUUGUACAAGGAUUUUCCUGGAAGGUUUACAUGGCAGAAGGGUAAGAAGUAUUGGAAAGAGCGGGUGGAGCGUUAUCAGAUAGGUCGAAUUGUGUCUGCCAAUCCUGCUGAGGGGGAGCGAUACUAUCUGCGUGUGCUGCUAAACCAUGUUGCUGGCAAGUCAUCCUAUGAGGACCUGCUCACCGUGGACGGUAGGCUAUGCGGGAGCUUUAGAGAGACUGCCAAAAGGUUGGGACUCAUUGAGGCAGAUAACACGCUCGACGACUGUCUUACCGAGGCAGAGCAGUGGGCGAUGCCAUGUUCGCUCAGGAGGCUCUUCGCAACAAUUUUGGUGCACUGUGAGCCAGGCGACUCCAUGGGCAAAGACAUAGCUGAUUUCUCUCUUCCAUGCAUUGACGAUGCAUUCGACCCAACCAAGGGAGAGGCCAGAGAAGUGAUCGAGGAAUCCAACGUCGAUUUUGACAUCAACGACUCUAAAUUGGCUUCGUCGCUAAACUUGGAGCAGAGGGUUGCAUACGACGAGAUACUAGCUUCUGUUGAACGCAGUGAUGGGGGUGUGUUCUUUGUUGAUGGACCGGGAGGUACAGGGAAGACCUUCCUGUACAGGGCGCUGCUCGCCAAGGUUCGAAGCGAGGGAAACAUCACUAUCGCUACCGCGACGUUAGGCGUCGCCGCUUCUAUCAUGCCUGGAGGCAGGACUGCCCACUCGAGGUUCAAGAUCCCAUUGAGCUGCGACGCUGGCGCCUCAUGCACCUUCACGAAACAGAGUGGUCCGCCAAGCUACUGA